This is a messenger RNA of Jatropha curcas, 908 nucleotides long. The record is from RefSeq and is a predicted model, not a curated record. NCBI's taxonomy places the organism in Eukaryota, Viridiplantae, Streptophyta, Magnoliopsida, Malpighiales, Euphorbiaceae.
GAGAGCUUUUAUGGUGGUGGAAUCUGCUACUGCUGCUACUACUGUAAUAAGAAAGUCAGGACGUUCUAUCACUAAUAUUGCUUCUGCUGCCUUCAAACAUUUCCUAAGUACCAACAAGAAAUUAUUUGGUAACAAUAGCCUUCGGUGCAUAUUUCAUUUCCUUCUGUCCGUUGAAGAAGCAUGGCAGUUCAAAACUCUAUGGAACUAGCAAGUAGUUCUUGUGAUGAUGAUGGGCAUCCUUCAAGAACUGGAAACUUAUGGAGUUGCGUAGCUCAUAUAAUAACUGCUGUUAUUGGGUCUGGAGUACUGUCAUUGGCAUGGAGUACAGCACAGCUAGGAUGGAUUGCAGGGCCAAUUGCCCUUCUUUGCUUUGCAAUUGUCACCUAUAUUUCUGCAUUCCUCUUAUCAGAUUGUUACAGCUAUAUUUCUGCAUUCCUCUUAUCAGAUUGUUACAGAUCUCCUGACCCAGUAACCGGAACGCGAAACUACUGUUAUAUGGAUGCUGUCAGAGUGAACCUUGGUAAGACGCAGACGUGGUUUUGUGGCUUGCUUCAAUACUUAAGCAUGUAUGGGACUUGUGUUGCUUAUGUUAUUACUACUUCAACCAACUACUUCAACCAGCAUGAGAGCAAUUCAAAGGUCAAAUUGCUAUCACAGAGAAGGGCAUAAAGCUGCAUGUGCAUAUGGAGAUAAUUUCUUUAUGCUUGUAUUUGGACUUGUUUAGAUAAUAGUUUCACAAAUACCAGAUAUUCACAGCAUAGAAUGGCUCUCAGUAGUUGCAGCUAUCAUGUCCUUUGCUUACUCUUUUAUAGGUUUUGGACUUGGCUUUGCAAAAGUAUUAGGUAUGAAUUUUCCAAUUUGGCCUCUUAUUUUUCUUUGAAAUAAGGUUUUUUGAAUUUAAGCAUCUA